Molecule: messenger RNA, 2454 nt
Organism: Orussus abietinus
Lineage: Eukaryota; Metazoa; Arthropoda; Insecta; Hymenoptera; Orussidae
Gene: Sas-6
Product: spindle assembly abnormal protein 6 homolog
Exons: 4
Coding region: 20-2038 (672 amino acids)
Biological process (GO): centriole replication
Cellular component (GO): centriole; centrosome
Source: RefSeq, a predicted model, not a curated record
CAGUUUAAUCCGCGAGACAAUGAAUUGCAUGAACAACCUAGGAAUCUGUGGAGCGACUGGCGAUGCUGGUCUUCAAUUAAACAAUGUUGACGUCUUGUAUACGAAGGUGCAGAGAGUUUAUAUUAAGCCUCAACUCAAGGAGGAACGUCAAAGAGAAUUGAGAGUAAACGUAGAGAUUCACGCCGGUAUCAGUCCUGUUUGUCGUAAGAGCUUGUGCGUCUUGCUGUCAGAUGAUGAUGAUCCAUGCUUUUUGUAUUCUUUAUUUAUUACGGAAGAUGAUUUUAAAGUACUGAAAACGCAACAGGGCUUACUCGUUGAUUUCGACAACUUUGCAACGCAGUUGAUAUGUCUUUUGGAACAGUGUCACAUUCCAGCGUCCAGUCUUUCAAAGACACCGCCAAAGUUUCUCCUAUUCCUGGCGGAGGAGGCUAUGGAAUGGUCUUUCAAGGUGGUUGAAACAAACAAUUUCAAACAUCUUUGCCAUUUAAGUUUAAAUAUAGCGCCGGCAAGUGAUUCUGAUCUUAAAACACAUAUGGCAACAAAGAUUAAGCAAUUAAAAGAAAAUAUUAUGCAAAAGAAUAGAGAUGUUGUAAAUACAGAGAGUAGACUGAAUGAAUUAGCGAGUAGACUCGAAGUAAAAACAAAAGAGUUAGAGCAGUUGGAACAAAAAUGCUUUUCUGAAAAAAAUGAACUGCAGCAGAACUUGUCUCAGCAGAUUAAUAUAGAGAAAGAUAGGUUAGUGCAAGCAAGAGUUGAAUGGCAUCGACAAAGUGAACGAGACAAAAUGGAAACGGAACAAAGACAUACCGAAGCAGUUAGGCAGUUGCAUACAGAGUUAGUGGAAUUGCGAGCACAAAAUAUGACUUUGAAAGAUAAGCAGUCCCUUCUGGAGGCAACCAAUAAGGAGCAAGUAAAGCAAUUGCAGCAAGUUGAAAAAGAGUUGAAUGUUGCACAACGAGAUUUGAGUAACUUGAAGAAACAAAAUUCAAAACUAGAUGUUGACUACCAUGAUAGAGAUAAAGCAGUAAAUAGUUUGAGAACAAGAGUUGCUGUGCUUGAGCAAGAAACAAAGGAUAAAGGCAUUCUCAUUGACAAACAUACCGAGAUGAUAAGAGCAGCCAAAGAACAGAAACAACAUUUAGAAGAACUUUUGACGGAGAAGGAAAGUCAAUUGCAACGAAAACAGAAUUCUUUAAGGAAUUUAAGCGAAGAGUUAGUAAAGGCUAACGAGAUACUCACUAAAUUACAAAAUGAACUUGCUUCAACCAAGUCAAAAUUAAAAUUAAGGACCAGUAUAGCACUUGAACAAGAAAGACUUCUUGAUGCGAAACAAAAAGAAAUUGGUCAAUUAGAAAGUAAAUUAGAGAGUUAUGGAAAAGAAGCAAAGGAAGCAAAAGCAGAAAUUGAGAAUUUAAAAAAGCAAGUUAUGAAUUUCCAGAAUCAAUUGGAGGAAAAAGAUAGAAUUAUAAGGAAUAAUGAUAAUGUGAUCAGUUGGCUGAACAGGCGAUUAGCAGACAAUCAGUCACCUUUGCAGAGUGCGACAGUUGCAGCUCCCAUAGCUGUUCCUUCUUCGAUUCAGUUAACACUGCCUCGAACAAAUAAACUCUUACCCAAUAGGUUCGAGAUCCGUACACCGGUUCAGUCUACUGUCACACAGUCCAAUCCAAUGUCCAAUUUGCCUUUGAAGAAUCCCACAAUUCAAAAUCCAAAUAUCAAUCAUACUGGUCGUACUAUAACGCGACCUACGGGUGUUGGUAUUACGGAUAGUACAGUAGGUUUGGCGACAUUCAAUAAAACCGGCCAAAUAUCGUCUACAAGUACGCCAAUGGAUAGAAUAGGUAUUUCAAACAAGAUGACUGGUAAUGCUGCAACGACAUCCACGACAGUGCCAGCCAUCAUAGAAAAUAACAAUCCUCCUCUUUCUGGAACCAGUGGCAAGACAAAAAAUGCUAAUGGUCUCAUGCAGGGAGGACUGAGGCGGGCUGUCUCAGACAAGCCUUUAUUACCUUCAUCAUAUUUUCCUAAAUCAUUACAUUAAUUUGAUGUAAUGUGUUCAAGGCAAUGGUCAUCAGUGCAAAGUUGUAGAAUGACUCGGUUUGUGUCAUGGAAUUUUGGAAUUCGUUUAAGAUAUAAAAAAGAUGGAAGUAAGCCAAGCUACUGUUAUCCAUUGAGUGUUACACAACAAAACGAUAGAUAUGUUAUAAGUUCUAAAAGAGGUCAAUGAAAAAUUGGUAGGUAAAAUUGACUUCAGUCAUUUUCUUGUGAUUACUUCGUUGGAAUGUACUUAGAAAGUUCUUGGCGUAAUCACAAUUUGCUGACAGUCAAAUGGCAGAUUAUAAAUAAUUACGAGUCAUUCUCAGAUUGAUAAGAUCACAGAGUGUACCAAACUAUUAUUACUAACAAAAAGGAAAAGGUGAUUCCUGUUUAAAGUACAAAUUGACUCUUAUUAAAGCA